UCAAAACUUCAAACCAUCAAAGUGGGAGCCAUCUUAACGGUUAACCUCACUCAACUGAAACUCAGUGGAGAAAACAACGUGGUAAAAGAAAAAGAAGAACCUCACUCAACAGAAUAUUUAGAAUCUAAAUCUAAAUUUUAGAUUUUCACGUUAUUAUAAUGCCUAGAAAAAAACCAAUCAACAAAAACGUGACGUGGCUGAGUGAGAAAAUACCAAAUGAACACAAGUUCACAACCUUUCAUUACUACAAAAAGUUCCAGUUCAAAAAGAUAGUUGGUGAAAUAGGCGAUUUCGUGCUGAUAUCGAACGCGGAUGCUGCAGAACCUGAUACCGAAGGUGGUUGUGAUGCAGCUAAAAUAUUGGCGUUAUAUGAAGACAGUUCAAAUAAUAAUAAUCCGUUUAGAGCAAAAGUGCAAUGGUAUUCAAAGCCUGAUGCCUUGCCUAAGGGCUGCUAUAACCAAGCUGAACCUAUUAAUUUUUAUAAUAGAGAGGUUGUUGAAGACCAUCGACCAUUUGACACAGAUGUAUCAAUUGAAACAUUUUUUAAGAAAUGCUCAGUAAUACAUACCUUUACAAAAGAUACAGAUGACAUUCUACACAAUCAGAAAUAUACCUACAUCUGCAGAUACAGACUCAUGCCACUAGGCAGAAGGAAAACUUACUUAGAACCAGUUUUUGAAGAAGAAAGAAAAGCUAUAGAACUUUUAUGUACUCCUAGGAAAAAUAUUACACCAAAUACCCCUACAACCCCUAAUAGUUUGGUGAAACGUAUGAGUCGAGUUUCUAUUUCAGACAAAAAUUGGAGUGUCUCUAAAAGUGAUGGCACUAAACUACUUCUUAAAAGAGCUAUAUUAGCUGACAAGACUGAAAAAGAUACACCAAAAGUUACUACCCGCAGAAGUUCCAAAUCUACACCCACAGUAGUAGUCAGUAAGAGUCCAAAAAGUCCUAAACAGACUGUGGAGACAAAGAUUCCAAAAAAACCUAAUAGUAACAGUGUUGAGGAAAAACUUUGUGGAAAUAAUAAACCCAAAAACGCUACGCCAAAAAGUUUGAAAUCACCAGUAGAGACUCCAAAAAGUUCCAAGAAACUUAAUAAAAAUAACAUUGAAGAAAUCCUCUCCAUGGAACUAAGAGAAAACUCAGAGGAUGAAUUACCCACACUUAUUAUACGACAAAAUGCUGUGACACCAAAAAGAAAGACUCCACAACGUAAGAUAUGCAAUGAAUCUCCAAAGAAAGUUCUAGUAUUUGAGGAUGAGGAAGAUACUAAUAUUCCUUGUGAAACUCAUGUUACUCGUGAAUCCCAUGUGACUCGUUCGGGAAGAGUCACGAGGCAACCAAUGUAUUAUCGUGAAGAAGUACUAUCUCCCAUUAAAAAAACCCCUACAAGAAGAUCUGCACAAAAGAGUUCUGAAAGCGAAGAUGACUUUAAACCUUUACCUAAAACACCUAAAGUAGCUAAAACGCCCAAAACUCCUAAAACCCCUACAAGAAGAUCUGCACAAAAAAGUUCUGAAAGCGAAGAUGACUUUAAACCUUUACCUAAAACACCUAAAGUAGCUAAAACGCCCAAAACUCCUAAAACUCCUAAAACAUCGAUAGCUAAAACUCCUAGGACUCCUAGGACUCCAAAAACGUCAAUGACUAAAACUCCUCGAAGUGUCACAAGAAGAAUAUUAAUUAGCGAACUUACACCAACAUUGCAAAAAAGGGCACAUCCUAUUGAAAACAUUGAUGGAUUUAUAAUAGAGAACAAAUCACUACCAGGAAGAGAGAGACAAUUGAGUGAAAUAUUAUCAUUUGUAAGAAACAAUUUGCUGCAUGGUAGAAGUCGAUGCAUGUACAUAUCAGGCGUGCCCGGGACAGGCAAGACGGCGACCGUGGAGUUUGCCCUAAAGGUUCUGAAGGAGGAGCAGGAGUUACCGGAGUUCCAACUAGUAGAAGUGAAUGGCAUGAUGAUUGCGGAACCCAGGCAGGCCUAUGUGCAGAUUUACAAGAAACUCACAGGCAAAUCGGUAGUUUGGGAGCAAGCUUUCACCCUGUUGGAGAAACGUUUCACAAACCCUGGGCCGCGCAGAACACCCACCGUAUUAGUUGUCGAUGAGCUAGACGCUUUAUGCAACAGACGACAAGAUGUCAUCUACAGUAUUAUGGAGUGGGCAACUCACAAUACUGCCCUGCUGACCGUGCUAGCUAUAGCCAAUACUAUGGACCUGCCGGAGAGAGCGCUGGCCGCUAGGGUGGCCUCCAGACUUGGCUUAACACGGCUAUCCUUCCCUCCAUACUCGCACACCCAGCUACAGAACAUCGUUGCUACCAGACUAGUCAAGGCUAAUGUAACACCAGAUGCUCUGCAACUAAUAGCCAGAAAAGUAGCAGCAGUGUCAGGCGACGCUCGUCGCGCGAUUUCUUUGUGCGACCGCGCGUUGGAGUUGGCCGCGCCCAACUGUGCCGGGCUCAGGGAAGUCCAGCUAGCCUUAGAAGAGGCGUCCACGAGCGACACUGUGAGGGCUAUACGAUGCUGCGCCCCCGCUGAGAGACUCAUCCUGCGAGCCAUGGCGGCUGAGGUGGAACGAACCGGCUCAGACGAGACAACCAUGUCCCGCAUGCUAGCGACCGCAACCGCCCUCGCAGCUCUCGACGGCCGACCGUAUCGAUCUGCUCCCAAUAGCCGAGGUCCCACUUACUCCCAGGCUCACGCUUUAUGCGCUAGUCUCUCUGCCAUGCAGCUGAUACAUAUGGAGCGUAAGCCAUCUGAACCUAGGCUGAUGCUCAAUUGUAGCGUUGACGAUGUUCACUAUGCUACUAAAAAGAUUACUUUGUGAUACGUUCAUUAUGCUACUAAACAGAUCACCGUGUGAUAUGUUCAUUAUGCUACUUAACAGAUAACAGUGUGAUAUGUUCAUUAUACUACUUAACAGAUCACCGUGUGAUAUGUUCAUUAUGCCACUUAACAGAUCACCGUGGAUACGUUCAUUAUGCUACUUAACAGAUCACCGUGUGAUAUGUUCAUUAUGCUACUUAACAGAUAACAGUGUGAUAUGUUCAUUAUACUACUUAACAGAUCACCGUGUGAUAUGUUUAUUAUGCCACUUAACAGAUCACCGUGUGAUAUGUUCAUUAUGCUACUUAACAGAUAACAGUGUGAUAUGUUCAUUAUGCUACUUAACAGAUCACAGUGUGAUAUGUUCAUUAUGCUACUUAACAGAUCACAGUGUGAUAUGUUCAUUAUGCUACUUAAUAGAUCACAGUGUGAUAUGUUCAUUAUGCUACUUAACAGAUCACAGUGUGAUAUGUUCAUUAUGCUACUUAACAGAUCACCGUGUGAUAUGUUCAUUAUGCUAAACAGAUCACCGUGUGAUGUGUUCGUUAUGCUACUGAACAAAUUACUGACAGUGAUAACAGACUGUGUUCAUUAUACUACCUCGGGACUGAUUACUGUGUGUAAAUAAAACACUGGUUUAAUUCGA
Maniola jurtina (meadow brown) is the source of this 3473-nucleotide messenger RNA. RefSeq names its product origin recognition complex subunit 1 (gene Orc1). NCBI's taxonomy places the organism in Eukaryota, Metazoa, Arthropoda, Insecta, Lepidoptera, Nymphalidae. The transcript is spliced from 9 exons. Gene Ontology annotation, molecular function: DNA replication origin binding; ATP hydrolysis activity; ATP binding. The record is from RefSeq and is a predicted model, not a curated record. Gene Ontology annotation, biological process: DNA replication initiation; mitotic DNA replication checkpoint signaling. The coding region runs from base 159 to 2828 and encodes 889 amino acids. Gene Ontology annotation, cellular component: nuclear origin of replication recognition complex.